CCUUUUUCAUUUGAAAAUUCAAAUUUCCAAACGGUUGCACUUCCUCAAAUCAAUGAUAACGCCCACAUAUAUUAAUUCAUAAUUAAAACAAACGCAAAUAAAUAAAGAAAUAAAUACCACUAUUUUUUUUUUGUAGUGAAGUUGGAACGUUGCAAACUGCAAAGAAACAUGGGAGAAUCAGUGUCCUUUGGGAGGUUCACAACAGAGUCAUUAGAAUGGGAGAAAUGGUCAACGUUCUCUCAGAAUCAGAACCGUUAUGUUGAAGAAGCUGAGAGGUUUUCGAAACCGGGUUCGGUUGCUCAGAAGAAAGCUUUCUUUGAAGAACAUUACAAGAAACUUGCAGCUCAAAAAGCAGCUGCCUUGCUUGAACAAGCAAGAAUUGAUGAGGCAGAAAGUGCAAAACCUGAAGAUGUUGUCAGUGAAGAAAAUGCGGAAAAUUUGAAUGUUGAGUCGAGUUUACCUCGAAGUGAAAACAAGGCUUGUGUAGGGAAUUCAAUGCAAAAUCAAUUUGAAGGUGUUGACAAUGAUGAUACUAAGAAGGAUCUAAGUGAAAAGAAAGGUUGUAACUUUGGCAUGGAAGUUUUGCAAUCAAUGGACAAAUCCACAUAUCCUAUUAUUUCAGAUAGAGAUAAUAUUGUUAAUCCAAUGAACAGUAAGGCUUCGUUAAGAAAGAAGAGAUCAAAAGCUAAAUCACUACCCAUGUCAGUUAAGUUUGCACUCAUUAGGCAAAUUAGUAGAUUGAAUUCAUUAUUAAUGAAGAAAUUUGAAACUACAAAGACUGGUUCUGGUUCUUCGGUAGCUUCAAAGGAUAUAUGGAUUCCUCUAACAACACCAACUAAGGCCUGUAAGAAUGAGUUACAGAAGCACCCUUCAUUUUCCCCAUUAUCAGAAAAGAAAAGAAACAUAAUGAAAUCACCUACUAUAUCUUCCCAACUCAGCUUGAAAACAGACGAAAGGACUGCACGUAGAAACAAGGAGAGAUCACACAAAAAGAAUAGAAAACUAAGACUAUGCUUCUGUUUCAAACCGAGGCCAAUACCCGAGUUUAACAAGGAAAGAGAAGAUUCUAACAGAGGGAAAAAAGAGGAUUCACUGACACUGACACCAGGAAGUAGAGUCACUUCUCGAGUUCAAAGCAAAGGCUCUUUAUCUUCUGAGAGUGUCAUUACUUAUGAAAAUAUGUCUCCAAAUAUUCAGAAUGGAGUCAAGAAUGAAAGAAAUAACUAAAUUUUUUCAUAAAGGAGAAUACAGAAUCACUGAAUGAUGUCAUUUGACCACUCCUUGUUGUCAUAGCUUAUAUGUAAACUCUAAACAGGUUUUAAAAUGUGGUUGCAGUUUGGUUAUGUUGCAAUAUUGCAGAAAAUUUUGGAUAAAAACUUAAGCUGCAAUUACAACUAGAACAAGGUUUUUGAGUUGAAUUGUACAUAUAUCUUAGGUUCAUGAAAAUGACUUAUGAUGAUGCCUUUUGGUGCAUGCGUGUAUACUUUUAAACAUAUUGCAAUAUGGUAUGGUCCUGUGUGAGACUUCCUUUGUUUAAAAUGCUAUUUCUACUUUGACCUUCA
Vicia villosa (hairy vetch) is the source of this 1562-nucleotide messenger RNA. RefSeq lists its product as uncharacterized. NCBI's taxonomy places the organism in Eukaryota, Viridiplantae, Streptophyta, Magnoliopsida, Fabales, Fabaceae. The record is from RefSeq and is a predicted model, not a curated record. Bases 169 to 1227 code for a protein of 352 amino acids. The transcript is spliced from 6 exons.